Molecule: messenger RNA, 720 nt
Organism: Camellia sinensis
Lineage: Eukaryota; Viridiplantae; Streptophyta; Magnoliopsida; Ericales; Theaceae
Source: RefSeq, a predicted model, not a curated record
AAUUAAUAUAUUGGCGCCUGGAAACAAAAGAGCUUAUACAAUGGAGGUUGAGGAAGAGGAGGAGGAGACAGAUGAUGAUGAGAAGGAGGGGGACGAUGAACUUGAAGCAAAAGCUUUGAGAAAGAAAACAAAAAAACGGAAAAAGCACUUUGAGCCAUCAGAAGUUGGUAUGCUAGCUAAGUGCUUGUGCAUUCUGCUUGUUUCAAUUCGUGUUGGGAAGAUCAACAAGCAAGGGACUCUCUUAUGCCCAACUGGUAUAAGGAACUGUAUCAUGAGUUACAUGCCUUGGACAGAUUUGAACAAGAUUAUCGGCACAAGCAACAGGAAGAGGACAACUCAAAUGCUGCUCAAAGAGUGUGUACUAUUAGGUGCUAUCCCAUUCCCUGCGAUGUUGAAUGAUUGAAAGAUCUUGGUGUUUGUGAAGUGAUCAUCUUAAUUGAGCCAUGUGAGACUUUGGUUCCAAUAUCUCUAUAUCAAAUUCGAGAUUAGAUAUGGACAUGUUUGGUAAUCUGGAGAGCAAAAUCUAGCUCAUUUUGUGUUUUUGUUCAUUUUACCUUACAUGUAUUUUGGUUGCAUUGUAAAUUUUAUAUUUUUAUGGGUAUUACAGGACAUGUUUGGUCAUCCGCACUUAAUAUUAUAUUUUUGUGGAUAUUAAUAGACAUGUUUUUUGUGGAUAUUAGGAGGCGUGUUUGGUAAUUCACAUGUGGUUGAUAUUGUAUU